Messenger RNA from Pantherophis guttatus, 2542 nucleotides. It is a transcript of the gene C2H5orf63, whose product is annotated as chromosome 2 C5orf63 homolog. The record is from RefSeq and is a predicted model, not a curated record. Lineage: Eukaryota; Metazoa; Chordata; Lepidosauria; Squamata; Colubridae.
UUGAAUCAAAUCCACGCCAUUGUCUUCCUUUGGGAUGUUUUCAAAAGUCAGCCCAGUAUCUUUUAAAAGCGUGGGAAGUUGUUUUGAAAAAUGCGUCAUUAAAAUGGACAUAACACAACAGCCGCAACUACAACCGCCAUCAGAUUAGCGUCUUCGCGGGGCAAGUUUGCAAUUCGAGUCAAAGUUGUACGGCGACUCUUCAAACAGCAGCUUUAAAUCACAGCCGAACAGAAAUCCUCUACCGCUACAACUUCAGAGACUUAAGCCCAUAGAAGUAAGAAAGGGGAAGAGGAUGGCUCUACAGUCUACCCUAAUCGUAUCUCUAUAUGCUUUUCAGGAAGUUGAACAAAGAGAGCAGGCGAUCGCUCGCUGCUUGUGUCUGGAGCGGGCUCAGCUUGUCAAAGGGCAAAGAUGCUGUGGCUUCAAAGUUGGACCUUGCAUCUCACAAAUUAUUCAAAACAACUUCAAAGGAUGUUGUGUGAAGCCAGUGCUAAACUACCAGUGUUAACGUUGUUCACCAAGCAUCCCUGUCCUUUAUGCGAAGAAGCCAAAAUGAUGCUUGAACCGUAUAAACACAAGUUUACUUUGGAGGAAAUAGAUAUAACUCUACCUAAUCAUUCAGUCUGGCUUGAAAAAUACAAGUAUGAAAUACCUGUCUUUCAUCUGAAUGGGAAAUUCUUAAUGAAGCAUCGAGUAGAUACACAAAAACUAGAAAAUCAUCUUUUGAAUUUAGAAUUACAAGAUGAAAGAAACAAAUGAAGCAAAAUGAAGAUAUUUAACUGCAAGCCAUAAGGAUUGCAUUGAUCACUUUUGUAUUGCCUUUUGUACAAACAAAAACAUACCCUGCAAAUUUUAUAAUCAACUAUCAAGAGUUGUGUUUGAUGACAUAUUUAUUUUACAUUGACUAUGUUCUUCACUGACAGUAAACACAACACACAUUUUAGAAUUUUUUUCAAUUGUCACACAUCUCAUAUACGCUUUAGACUUUAUGCUACUACUAUACAGUGGCAUAUAAUUGUAUUAAUAAAAGUGAAGCAGCAUAAAAUAAUGUUCUAAAAUAAUUGAAACAAUCUGAAUCCAAGGAAACUUAUUAUCAAUUUCACCUUCAUUCUUAUAUUUGUUGUUAAACAUUAUAUAACUUUCCUUGGAUAGCAGUUUGCAUAGCUAACAAUAGAUUUAAACCUUAGGCUAAAAUUAUAUAGCAGCCUUUCCUUCUAAAUAUGUUGGACUUCAUAACUUCCAUUCUUCUGUUGGCUUGGAAUUCAGUGCAUCCGGAAGGUUUCAACUUGAGAGAACUUGCCUAGAUUUUAAGGAUAACACUGAUGGUCCUCAACUUACAACCAUUUGUUUAGUGACUAUGCAAAGUUAAAACAGCACUGAAAAAACUGACUUAUGACUGUUUUUCAAACUUGCUAAUGUUGCAGCAUCCCUAUGGACACAUGAUCAAAAUUCGGAAACUUGGCAACUGGCUUAUAUUUAUGACAGUUGCAAUGUCCUGGGAUCAUGUGAUUCCCGUUUGCAAUCUUCUGACAAGCAAUCAAUGGGGAAUCCAGAUUCACUUAACCACUAUGUUACUAACUUAACAACAGCAGGGAUUCACUUAACAAUUGUGACAAGAAAGGUCACAAAAUGGGGCAAAGCUCACUUAACAAAUGUCUCACUUAGCAACAGAAAUUUUGGGCUCAAUUGUGAUCAUAAGUCAAGGACUAUGUAUCCAUGAAAAUUGGCCACUCUUUAUGAUAAUUGCUUUAUGAAAAUUUUUCUGAUUGCUCCUGGAAGCCAAUCAAAAAUUUCAAAUGCUGUAGUAGUAGUAACAACAUUUGGACCAAAGUCCUUUUGGCUAUAUUGGAAAAAGGACAAAUAGGCGGAUCAUUGAAAUAGAUUAUCUUCAGAGUCUUUUCCAGUUCUGUGAUCUCUGUUUCCUCAUAAUUGGUCUUUCAUUAGAGGCUUAUUAGUUAAUGAUGCCUCAUUAAAUAUACAUAGAAGUGCAUCCAAGAGGUAAAAGCCUACAGCAGUGUGCGAUAGCCUCUGAUGUGAUUUGCUUUUACUCCCAUGGAAAUUUAAUAGACACAACAAGCGGAGAGGUUAUCAUAAUCAGUAUAAGUGCACUUUAUAUAAAGCCUUGAUGAUGUACACAGCAGUACUCAAACUGAGUCUCUGGCUAGCUUAAACUGAUUGAAGGUUUUUUCUAAUUUGCGUUCCAAAAGAACUACUCAAAGAAUCCUUGUUUUCCCAACAGGCUUGAGUAUCUUUAAAAGGAUAUUUACACUAAAAAUUAAAUAUUUCAGUAGGAAAUUUAAUCGUUGGCUUUUGGUAAAGAUAUUUGGCAAUGAUAAAAUGUUGGUAAAUGGAGAUUAAUAUAACCCUUUCGUACUUUCCCUUCUGUGUACUUUCCCUUCUGUGCUCUUUAAACCUUUUCUUCCCCUUAUUCAUCCCAAUGCUUUGAUGCUCCUGGUUGCUCUGAUUAUUAUUUGUGUUAUUUUAUUACAACAGUUUAAAUUAGUAAAGCAUAGUAAAGUUGUGAACUCAUUCAUCUUCAUAA